AAGUUAAUUCAGUAAUUCAUUAUUAUAAAAGAAUUAAUAAAUAAAAUUACAUAAUUUUGUAUUGUAUAAGUUGUAAAUUGUACAUAUUUUCUCGAUAAUACCUUCUAUAAAUAAUUAACAAGGUUAAAUGUUAUGUUCUUCUUCUAAAUAUAUUUAUUAAAAUCAGUGCAAAUAAACUAUAUAGAAAAUUUGAUCUGGUUGCUUCAUUUCAUACAUAGGUAUAUUGAUAAUAAUUAUAAUUUGUGUACCCUAUUGUGACAUUAUGUGACGUUUUUUUUUUAUUAAAAACCUGUAAAUCUUUAUAAAUGGGUUUUAUUACUGGGAAGCAAAAUCUAUCAACAGCAGUUGACGAAACCUUUGGAAAAACUCAAAAUGUUUUCCAAGUGUUUUCAGCACUUAUUUUGCGAGGCGGAUUUAUUCUAAUACAACUGGGAAGUAUUCCAACCGAGGACAUUUCGACAAUUUUGAUGCAAAAUGUGGUUGAUGUAGCAGUUUCACUCUUGUCGUUUAUUAGUAUUGGAUUCAUUUUUGCUUUCGGAGAUAAAAGUAAAACUGGUGUUGUUGGUUACGGAUCUUGGAUUUCUCUUCGGACAAAACAGGCACAAAGGGCAGCGAUAUUGGGUUGUACCGCCAGUUUAAUCGGUUCUUCGGUAAAAACUACCUUGUUAUCGGCCCGUUUACAUUUUGUGGCGUAUUUACUGUCUUCGUUUCUUUAUUCGGGAUUUUGUCAGCCGUUUAUAAUGCACUGGCUUUGGCAUGAGAAAGGUUGGAUGCGAAAAAUACCAUUUUUGAACCACAGCGGUUAUCUACGAGAUCACGGAGGAAACUUAACCGUUCACACGUCCUCUUCAUUGUCAGGAUUAGUAGGAUCUAUUUUCCUUGGACGAAGAUUACUCCGACUAAAGGAACUUGAUCCAUCUUCCAUAGGAACUGAGUCAUCAGGGAUUUCAUUACUGGGAUAUUUCUUAAUUGCGUCCGGUCUUAUUACUUUUAAUGUUUUUAACGCUGUUAAUGGCGAAUCCGUGGCCAUAUUGAUCAACGAUCUGAUAGCAGUUGGAACUGGGCUUUUAGCAGUAGCAUUUGUGGAAUAUGUAAAAUCAAGAGCUGGUUUUAAUCACUGGGUUAUACUGAGGUGUUCCCAAGGAGCUGUUGCAAGUCUUGUUAUCAUCGGGAAUGGUAUCGACGUGUACAGUCCGUUAGUUACCUUCUUUGUGGCAUUUCUUGGUGCCAUAACGUAUUAUUUUUGCGCGCUUUUUGUAUACAAAAGUUCUUUAGAAGAUUAUUGUAACAUAGUAUCGACUCAUCUGCUGACAGGAAUUUUGGGUUUUCUGUUGCCGCCGUUGGUUAGCAAGAACUCGAGAUGGGGCAAUGCAACAAGUGUAGAACAAAGAUGUAUCCAUUUUAUUUGGCAUGCCCUUUUCGUCAUGGUUGUAAUGGUGUUUACAGUUUCAUUGUUCACAACGUUGUUUCUUACGUUAAAUUCGAUUGGUCUUCUAAGGAAUAAACUUGAGACGAUUAGCCACGAACGAAGCGAAUAUGCUGCCGAUCGAACGCGGGUUAAAUGUUGUUUGAGGAGAUUGUUUGCGAAAAACGAUUUUUACAUUGCACCUGGACAUUCCCGAAGGAACUUAUCCCUUUCGAAAAAUAUUUGCCUCCACGAAGGGGACUCUGUUGUGCAAGGAAAAAGUUUUUUUCGUGAUACGGCUCCAGAAUCUCUUAACGUUAUGGCUACUGGUAGUUAAUGAAUUCGAAAUUAUUAUACAGGUAGUUAUAAUUUUGUAAGAUGAAUAAAACUUUAUCAAAGGCAACGAGAUAGUGCAAUUAAUCUAUAUAUUU
Messenger RNA from Agrilus planipennis (emerald ash borer), 1836 nucleotides. Its product is annotated as ammonium transporter 2-like. Bases 306 to 1742 code for a protein of 478 amino acids. The record is from RefSeq and is a predicted model, not a curated record. Gene Ontology annotation, molecular function: ammonium channel activity. The transcript is spliced from 3 exons. Gene Ontology annotation, cellular component: membrane. NCBI's taxonomy places the organism in Eukaryota, Metazoa, Arthropoda, Insecta, Coleoptera, Buprestidae. Gene Ontology annotation, biological process: ammonium transmembrane transport; ammonium homeostasis.